Messenger RNA from Otolemur garnettii (small-eared galago), 1272 nucleotides. RefSeq names its product caspase-14-like. Lineage: Eukaryota; Metazoa; Chordata; Mammalia; Primates; Galagidae. The record is from RefSeq and is a predicted model, not a curated record. Gene Ontology annotation, molecular function: cysteine-type endopeptidase activity. The transcript is spliced from 10 exons. Gene Ontology annotation, biological process: proteolysis. The coding region runs from base 133 to 1272 and encodes 379 amino acids.
AUAGUCGCUGCCCUGGAAGGUGUGUUCCGGGCCCUGGGCUUUGAAAGCUGUGAGAGGAGGCAGGCUUCAGUCCAGGGCUUUCUUGAGGAGCUGGUUUGGUUUCGGGAGUGGCUGGAUGCCCGUGGGGGUCCUAUGGGCUGUGCCAUCGUGGCCUUGGUUGCCCCAAAUGGGCAACUGAGGCACCCAGGGCAGCUGAUCUGGGAGCUGAGCCGCUGUGAGGCCCUGCAGGGCUGCCCCAAAGUCUUCCUGCUGCUCUCCAGUGGCUCCAGGGCCACCCCAGAGCCUGGAGCCUUCCUUGCUGGCUUGAGAGAGCUCUGUGGCUGUUUUCCUCACUGGUCCCUGGUGCAGCUACUGACGGAGCUCUUCUGCAGGAUGGCUAAAGCGUCUGCAGGGGGUACCUGCUGCCCCAUCCUCCAGAGCUCCUUGCGGGGAACACUGUGCCUAAGAGACGUGGAGCCCUGGAUGCCUGAGCCAGUCGCUGGACUCAGCACUCAGUAUGACCUAUCCAGGGCCAAGGUUGCCCUCCUCCUGGCUGUGAUCCAAGGCCGGCCUGGGGCCCAGCAUGAUGUGGAGGCACUGGGGAGGCUGUGCCAGACUCUAGGCUUCGAGACCACCCUGAGGAUGGACCCUACGGCUCAGGCUUUCCAGAAGGAACUGGCCCAGUUCCGGGAACAGUUGGACACCCACAGUAGCCCUGUGAGCUGUGCCCUUGUGGCCCUGAUGGCACAUGGGGGGCCACAGGGACAGUUGGUGGGGGCUGAUGGGCAAGAGGUACAGCUGGAGGUGCUAAAACAGGAGCUGAGCCAUUGCCGGGCACUACAGGACCACCCCAAGAUCUUCCUACUGCAGGCCUGCCGCGGGGGGAACAGGGACACUGGCGUGGGGCCCACAGCUCUCCCCUGGUACUGGCGCUGGCUGCAGGCACCUCCAGCCAUCCCUUCCCAUGCAGAUGUCCUCCAGAUCUAUGCUGAUGCCAAAGGCAGCCUCUCCAGGGACUCCCCCCUGGGCAGUUCUGACCAAGCUGACAUCCUGACAGUCUAUUCUGCUGCUGAGGGCUAUGUGGCCUAUCGAGAUGAGAAGGGCUCAGACUUUAUCCAGACGCUGGUGGAGGUCCUCCAAGCCAACCCAGGGAGAGACCUCAUGGAGCUGCUGACUGAGGUCAACAGGCAGAUAUGUGAGCACGACGUGCUGGGCCCGGACGGUGAUGAACUCCGCAAGGCCUGCCUGGAGAUCCGCAGCUCACUAAGGCACCGGCUUUGCCUGCAGGCUUGA